Molecule: messenger RNA, 1525 nt
Organism: Acanthoscelides obtectus
Lineage: Eukaryota; Metazoa; Arthropoda; Insecta; Coleoptera; Chrysomelidae
Source: the annotation of a GenBank genome assembly
CGCAGAAGCUCGUUCAGUAGCUCAGCUUCAAGGCGUGAGCGGGUCGCGUGGUUUAUACAGUCUGAUCACUCGUUGACAUCGCACUAAGUGUAUGUUCGAAGAAGGUUGUGAAAUAAUGCAUUAUGAUUUAUGCACUACGCAAGUUAUAUGUUGUUGACCCGACUUUUCAAGGAUGACGACGUAAAGUAUUCAUAGCAUACUUCAUAAUCUUUCCGUUACCGAAAAAGUCUAGUAUCCAUUGUGGACCGCGUAAAGUAUUCGUCAACCUGGGUUUCAAAUUGAGAAGAUCAAUGGCCAUGAAUGGCUCCAUAAGAGCCUAUAAAGAGUGGACAAAAGUUUUGUUCACUCAAAGAAAGCUGACACAGGAAGAGAUCAAGCUGGUAUUCACGGCUGCAGAAAGUGGAAACUUGGAGCAAUUCCAGCGCCUCUACUACCAGGACACAACCCGCCUGUCGAUCAAAGACAGUCGUGGAAGGACGCCUGCACAUCAGGCUGCUGCGAGGAAUCGGAUAAACAUCUUACAGUUUAUCCUAGAGCAGGGUGGAGAUAUAAAUAAUCAAGACAAUGCUGGUAAUACACCUUUGCAUGUUGCAGUGGAGCACGAAUCUUUGGACGCCGUCGACUUCCUCUUACAGAGAGGUGCCGUGACGAAUAUUCUAAAUGAGAAGAAGCAAGCUCCCAUUCACUUAGCGACAGAGUUGAACAAGGUUUCAGUGCUUGAGGUGCUCAGCAAGCACAAGGAUAAGAUUGACAUCCAGCUGGGCGGGGAGCAUGGAAGAACUGCACUUCACAUAGCCGCCAUCUACGACCAUGAACAGUGUGCUAGAAUUCUGAUAUCAGAGUUUGGAGCUUGUCCAAGGAAACCCUGCAACAAUGGAUACUACCCCAUUCACGAAGCAGCCAAGAAUGCAUCAUCGAAAACACUGGAGGUAUUUCUUCAGUGGGGUGAAGCACGGGGUUGUUCCAGAGAAGAAAUGAUCUCGUUCUAUGACUCUGAGGGUAAUGUACCUUUACAUUCGGCCGUGCAUGGUGGAGACUACAAGGCUGUAGAAUUAUGUAUCAGAUCUGGCGCCAAAAUCUCUAUCCAACAGCAAGACCUCUCAACACCUGUACAUCUAGCAUGUGCCCAAGGAGCGACGGAAAUAGUGAAGCUUAUGUUCGAGAUGCAACCAGAAGAAAAAAUGGCCUGCCUUUCGUCAUGUGAUGUCCAAAAGAUGACGCCACUACAUUGCGCCGCCAUGUUCGACCAUCCUGAGAUCGUGGAAUACUUGGUGGCAGAAGGGGCUGAUAUUAAUUCUAUGGACAAGGAACGAAGAUCACCAAUGCUGCUAGCAGCACUCAGAGGAGAUAAAGCUCAUCACCAAAACUGUUGCCAGCAAUGGAAUACGAGGAAUAUUGCCAACUUCUAUGAGGAGAUAACACCACAGUGGCGCGGCGAUUUCCACCUCGGAAAUGGUUAAAGAGUAGAAUUUACCUGAACAUUUUGCAACAUUAAGCAGAAAUAGCUAGAGCAUGGUACGAGUUA